UCAUAAUUGAAGAGUUCGUCGUCUCGAAUGUACACAACUUUGUCAUUGUCUCCUUUUAACAGCUAACAAACCAACGAUGCCUGCAAAUAACAGAUAGAAAAUUGAAAUAGGAUGGCAUCUGUAAAACACAAAAAUGACAAAAAGUUGUUCCAGUUGAAAAAAGAAAGUAAGAAACUGCAUGCUGAAGUUGAGGCAUUGGAAGAUGCUCUCAUGCUACAUCAACGAUACAAACAUGAUAAUGACACUAGUGUUAGAGGUCUACUGAGAAAAGAAAUUGGAGGAUCCAUUUGGCAGCGUGGGGGAUCAGGUAAAUUACAUUCAUACAGGACUGCAAAUGACUUAGAAGAAUCGGAAAAAAAUGUUUCAGAAUCAAGAGUAAAUAAAAGACGACAGAGGAGAAAUAAACAAUAUGAAGCUAAUCAAAAAGAAAAUGAAAAAGAUAAAGUUAAUUCAAAGCAGAAUGAACUGGUUGCAAAAUCUGUAGGAGUUCCAAUCCAUAACAAAAAUGGGGAUAGUGCUAAUGAUGAAAGCAUGGACAACAAAGGUAAACAUGGAAACCAGAAAGACCAUGUGACAAAAACAACCAAUGGAUUGAAAGUAGAUUCAAAUUUUGAAAUUGAAGCUGAAAAGGUUUCCAUUUUGAAGAACAAAGUUUUAGAAAAAGCAAGUGUAGGUGUGAUUCAUCGAAAGCAUACUACACCUAAAGGACACACGGAUUUAAAAUCAAAUUUUGAUUCAAAUAAAAAUUCUUCGAAAAUUUCAAAUGAAACUCCUGCCAAACUUCAGUCAGCUUUAAAAAAUGUUGACAAGUCAAAGCAUGACAAAUAUGAUGAUGUACAAAAUAUGAGAAAUAUAACUAAUCAAAAUUCAGAGAAAUUACAAAAUGAUGGACUACUUAGGGGGAAGCCUCCAAGUACCAAACUAAAGCAGACCAAUAUCAAACCUUCACAAGCAUUAGAAAGGUGCAGAGAUAAUGAAGUUUUUAAAAUAUUAUCAAUGCCUAGCAACCAAAGGCCUGAUCAGUUACCUAGCAACCAAAGAUCAGACCUGGUACCAAAAUCAGUUUCAGGAGAAAAUAUGGUGUCUAGUCAAAAUGAAUCAAACAAUUCUAAUAGGGAGCAAACAAUUUCUAAAUGUGAUCCUCUUGUGAAAGAUUGGAUUCAAAGCUUAGGACUUAUGGAAGAGGAGAAGUAUUUGAAAAUGUUUGCAGAAAAUGAAAUCGAUAUGGAUGAAGUUUCUCAACUAACAGCAUUACAACUGAAUGAAAUAGGAAUUACAGCAUUUGGUGCAUUGAAUAAAAUUCUCAGAGGUAUAAAAGAAUUGAAACAAACAAAAACCUCAUUGGAAGUAAGACCAACCAAAAAUCUUUCAUCUAGUCUGGAUUUCAAAAACGUUUUAAAUAUAGAAAAUGAGAAUAGACAGUCCAAAACUUUAGGUCAUACUGAUCAUGAUUUGAAAAGAAGUAUGACAUUUGAAGAGCGUUUAAGUAAUAUGGAUCAGUCAAGGACUAAUUUACGAAGAUCCAGAAGUUUUGCAAGCUCUGCAUCAAAAAGUUUGUAUUCUUCAAAUACUUUGCGAGCUUCGCUUGAUGAUGGCAUGGCAGAGAGAAUGAAGAAUGAGAAGGCAAAUCUGAAAGACACAAAUUUUGAAUUAAAUACAAUGUCGGUUGUGCGAAAAAGUGUGAAUUCUCCUGUUCAAAAUAUGGAGAACCUAAAAAUCACUGAUAAAGACAAUCAGCCAGUCCAAAAUGAAGAGAAAGUUAAAACUCUCAGAAAAAGAUCCAAUUCUCCAGCUAGAAGACUGGCUAGCAGUCCAGCAAGAAGGAAGACUAAACCUGCAGACAAAGCUGCUGAUUCUGAUGUCCCACCUAAAAAGAAAUGUGACAAUGCUCAAACAGGACAGAAGAGUCCAUUCUCCAGGCAGGGGAGUGAUGUUGGUGAAAAGAAGAGCACACUGAAUAGACAAAAGAGUGCUAAAUCUAAAAAUACACCCGUUCUCUGGCCAAGAGCCAAAUCUGCACAGGUGGCUGAAAAGAAGGCUAAGGAAGGGGUUGCUGCAGCAGCUAAAAAAUUUAAUGAAAAACAGAAACAGAUAAUAGAAAAGGAAGAAAAACACACAAAAGCAAAGAAAAUAAAGAAGGUACAGAGAGAUGAAAUGGCAGCAAGGCAUGAAAAUAGACAACAGGCUGAAAUUGACCAAGAAGAUGACAUGGAUGAUGGCAGAGUAGAUAAACUAGACAGAGAAUAUGAGCAGGAGAGACUGGUGAUAUCAGAACUUGAUCAGGACAUCAGUAAAUUGAUAUCUGUCACAGUGUUGGAUCCUGUCAACAAGAACAAUGAUUAUGUAGAAAUUCCAAAGAAAGAAGAGAAACCUAUGGAGAGACCCAGACCUAGGUCGUCAAGACACGUCAGACAGAGUAUAAAUAAACCAAUCUAUAUUGGUGCAGAUUUCCCUGGUGACUUUUUACCCACUGGUCAAGGCAAGAGGUAUCAGUCUGCAAGAGAAAAUGAAGUAAAAACAAUAGAGUCACAGAUUGAAGAAUUACAAAACAAGGCAUUGUCUGGUGAAAUGGUUACCAUGGAUUUAGUGAAAGGACUCCAACAAAGACUGGAAGAGAUUGAACAACAGAUAAAGGAUACAAAACCCCCAAAAAUAAAACAGAAACACAGAAACAUGGAGCCCAAAUAUCCAGUGUCCAUGUCAGUUAGAGGGAAGGAAUUUAUCAGUGAGAUAGAAAAAGAGAAGGAUAGUAGACCAAUUAGGUCACCAGAAGUUUUAAAGGUCAACGAUCCUUUAAAGUCUAUAGAAAUUAACAGUGAUGACAUCAUGUUUGAUGCAACAGAUUUAAUUGGAGAAGGAACAUUCUCCAGAGUAUACCAUGGUGUGUGUCUUGGAACAGAGGUAGCCAUAAAGCAGCUAAAAAUUCCUCUGACUACUCAUGAUAAAAACUAUUUUGCUGCUGAGGUUAGUCUUCUGAAGGAGCUACAUCAUCCUCGUGUAGUACAGCUGAUAGGUGUAUGUACUACAGACAAGUUUCCACUAAUGGUACUGGAGUUUAUGGCACGAGGCAGUCUUUACUACUAUUUACAUGAUCCAAAAUGUGAGUCGAUGGACCAUGCUGAAUAUUAUGGAGUUGCGCAUGAUAUUGCUCUAGGUAUGAAUUACCUACAUCAACACAAACCACAAGUCCUACAUCUUGACCUCAAGUCUAUGAAUGUCCUUCUGGAUAGUAGUGGCAGAGCUAAGAUAGCUGACUUUGGAUUUUCUAAGUUUAGACAUGAUGCAGAUUUAAAAGCAUCAAAGUUAUCAAAAAAGAAAAGCAUGUGUAGCUCACCAACUUGGAUGGCACCAGAAUUGUUGGAGACAGGGGAGAUAACCACUAAAGCUGAUGUUUAUAGUUUUGGCAUUAUCCUGUGGGAAAUGUUAACAAGGAGCCAUCCUUAUGAUGGUUGUUCUGUGUUCCAGAUCUUGGAAAGAGUGAGGUUGAACAAGAGACCAGAAAUUCCUACGAAUAGUCCACCAGAUUUGUCAUCGUUGAUAAAGAGAUGUUGGGAUCAAAAUCCUGCAAAAAGACCUGCAUUUAAAGACAUCAUUUUGCAACUUGACAAGUUAGCAUUUCCUCCAGACUGGAGAGCUCUUUUCAAAGAAGCAGGUGUACCAAAUGAAGCAUUAGAAGAUGUGCAGUCAGCCAGAACCAUUAUCAGCCUAGUCAACAACACUGUAGAUCUUGAAAAUGUUAAGACCAUGAUGGAAGAUAUAAGACAUUCAAAUGAUGCCAUAAUGGCAUCACAUGACUUGACAAGAGAAUCAGAUGUUUACAUUAACCAAUCAAAUGAUCAGAAUAGGUAUCCUAGCAACUCAGCCAGGGAAUCAUAUAACUUUUCAGUUCAGUCUAGGGAACCUCAAAAAAGUCUGACAGCCACAAGGAGGUCACACGACAUGAUGUCAUCGUCAAGUAGACAUUCUUAUGAUAAAGCAAGAAAUUCUGGAGAAUCUAUUCUCACAAGAAAAUCAUUUGAUUCACCAUUUUCUUCAACGAGGAAUAAAAAGUUUGACGAUGAGAAAAAUGUUGGCGAUUCUAUUGAGGAAGAAAUUGGAGAAAUUGACGAUGUUAGAGAUAGUUUUGAUUUUAAAUUUAAUACAAAUUUUAUGGAAGAUUCUCAACAUGAACAAAAUCAAGAUGAGAAAUUUUUCCAGAAAAGUCAGACAUCUUUAAGAGAUUUCAAAACUUCUGCACAUGGGGAAGACACAACCUCUGAAUACUUAAAUUAUCUUAAAAGGUCAUGUGAAAUUUUAUCACCAACGAUUAGAAGUCCGAUGACUAGUAAAUAUUCAGAUAAUAUGAAGGAUUUUCUUUACACUGAUUUUGAAAAGUCUGACCAAACAGGUGCUGUAAUUGAAACAAUUGCUAGUAUUCCAAGAUCUAAAUCCCCGCUGGAUAAUUUGAGGAAAUCAGAUCAAGGUUUGGAUCAUGAAGUUUUGAACUCAACAAGGUCAUUAUCUGACAAAAAUCAAUCAACUGGAAAGUCACAUGAUUCCACAGUAAGAAAGUCACAUGACACACUCCUGCAGGAGAUAAGAAAAUCAAAAUCCAGUCUAGAAAAAGAAACAUCACAGAAGUUAAUGACAAGGCCAGAAAAUGAGGAAAAAGAUCUGAAAAGUUCAAUGGAAAAUCCACAAUCAGAUUUAUCUGAUUCAUCAAUAAGAAAAUCACAUGAUGCUGCUCUGAAAGAAAUGCUUAAUUCAAAAGCUUAUUCUAAAACUGAUACAUCAUCUAAGAGGUCACAUGACCACUUAAAGAAAGAAUCUACUCCAAGAAAGUCAAAUGAUGACUUAAAUGAAAGUUCCCUCCUUAGGAAGUCACAUGAUAGUUUGAUGGAAGAUUCUCCACCAAGACAGUCACAUGAUAAAUGGAAGAAAGAUUCAACUCCAAGAACGUUGCAUGAAAGUAUGAUGGAGGAAAUGUCUCUCAGAAAGUCACAUAAUUACAUAAAGAAAGAUUCAUCUCCGAGGAAGUCACAUGACACUAUCAUUGAUGAAUCUCCUAUCAGAAAGUCACAUGAUGCCUUAGAGAAAGAUUUGACUCCAAGGAAAUCACAUGACAGUAUCAUUGAUGAAUCUCUUCUCAGAAAGUCACAUGAUGUCUUAAAGAAAGAUUUCACACCAAGGAAGUCACAUGAGAGUACCAUUGAUGAAUCUCCUCUCAGAAAGUCACAUGAUUUCUUAAAAAAAGAUUCCACCCCUAGGACGUCACAUGACAGUAUCAUUUAUGAAUCUUUUAUUAGAAAGUCAAAUGAUGACACAAAGAAAGAUUCCACCCCAAGAAGGACCAAUCAUGCCAACGUGAUGGAUGAAAUAAGAAAAUCAGGCAAACUAUUUAAAAGAGAUGGGAAGAAAAAUCCACUUUCAGCAUUUGUUGAUUCAAAGGAUGCAAAUUCUCAAAAACCUGCUAAGGUUAGAGCUAAUGAAAAUUCGGAAGAUGAAAACUCCAUUUCUAAGAAUAGUGAUGCCGAACAGGAGGUUUUAGCUGCAUUGAAAACUGACCUAGAUUCUGGAAAAAUUAACACAGUGAACACUGAAGAAAUUAUUAAACAGGACAAUGAGGUCAAAUCCAAACUAAGUUCAAAAGAUAGGUCAAAUGCAUCGAAAAAAGGUCCUCAACAAAAUUUACUGACAGAAAUGAAAAGUUUGCACUCAAAAUUGCGAAGUGAAAAAACUGGACAUGUCGAAGAAAUAAAGCAACUUCAUACGAAGCUAAGAAGUGGGAAAAUAGUAAACGAAAAAGCGGAAAACAGUUCUGCCAAUGGAAAAGAGAUUAAGGAUAAUAUUUUUGAGAAGGAUGAUACUAGUGAUAAGGAUUCCAUUGAAAAUAUAGACAUUAAGGAUGACCUUGACAAUCUCUCUGUUGAUAGCCUUGACCUUAAUGACAGUAUAACAGAAGAUAUUGGUCACAUGACUAAUCCACAGAAGAUUGAUAGUGAGGCUAAUUUUAGUGAAACUAUGAAAAAUGAGAGUGGAUUUUCAAAAGUUGAAAGUGAUCAAGAUAAUGAGAAAUCUUGUUCAAUGUCGAAGAGUAAAACUGUUAAUGUUGACCAGAAGAAAGACAUAAAUAACAGUGCUAAACCAUUGCCAGAAAAUUCAAAUACGGGUAAAAAUAAUAGUGUCAAAAACUUGCCAGAUUUGAGAAUGUCGUUGAAUAUGGAAAUAGCCCAAUUUUCUACCAGUAAAUUAAAAGGAAAAGAAAAGGGGAAAACAGAACAACCAAAAGAAGAUAAUAAAGAAAAGGGGAAGAAAAAUGCAAAAGAAAUUGUGAAAACCAAACCAAAAAAGAAAUCAAAAUCUGUACCAGAAAAGAAAAUGGCUGCAAAUGAAAAUCUUACUGAUAGUAAUGAGAAAUGUUCAGAAAAUCAAACAAAUCCUAAAAACCGUAAAAGUAUAGAGGCUUGGGUUGAAGAAAAAGCAAAACCAGCCGUGACAGAUGCAAAGCAAAAGCAGCGUAAAAUAUCAACUUCUAGUUUGCCCUCCCAUCCGCCUCCUAUUUUGCUUCCUGACGAUCCACCGCCUAUUUUCAUUUCUGAUGAUCCACCCAUUCCACCAGCACCACCUAUACCAACAAUGGAGUUGACUCCUCCACCAGCUCCUCCCUUGCCAGAACAGGAUACUCCAGUAGGGGAGACAACUAAUUCUAAGAUCAAAAAGAGACUGGAGAUUCCUGAGGCAAAGCAUUCCAGUCAUGAGGCAACACCUUCAAAUUCUACUAAAGCCAAAAUACCAGCAAAGGGAGACGAUUCUGAUCCAUUAAUGGUGAAAUCAGCGGAAUUGAGAGAUCAGAAGGAAGUGUUGCAAUCAAUAUCGAAGCCACAUCCCAACCAGCUCACGGAUCUUUCACAAGUCAACAAACAGACUUACACAUCUAUAGCUGAUAUUCUGAAAAGGGCUAACUGGACUGACUUAAGAAUGGCAGUUUUCAGCAGGAGAGAAGCUAUGGGAGAAGACAAUUACAGUCCGUCACCAUCAGUUGCCAGUAGUUGGUCUUUUGUGGAUGAUUAAAACUGACUUUCUUUUACCAAAAAAUCUUAUAUUAACAAAUUCUGUUGUUUUAAAAAUUUCAGUACUUACAAUCAAUAAGAAUAAUAAGAUUUUUUGGUGAAAAGACGUAAAAAGCCAAGCUAAUGGAACUAAAUUGCUUUUAAUGGUGGCAUGGUGAGGAUUAAAGUUGAAAGAAAUACAGAGAAAAAAGACUAUAGACAUUUUUACUUUAAUGUUUAAGGAUGCUAUACUACAUAUUUGGAGAGAAUCCUUUUGGAAAAGGGAAAUAGCUAUGAUAACAGUUAGAGAAACUAAAACUGGUUUGCAGGCCAGAUUGGGUUUGUUAGUUUAUCUAUGUACUGUUUAGUGUUAUGAACAAAAUAUUUGAGUCUAAAAGUUGAUAUGGUGGCAUUUUGUAAGCCUUUUUUCGAUAUCUUAGUUUUAAAGCUUGAUUGCAUAAUUAAGGAAACUUUUGAUUUUGACUGAGGCUUGAGAAUAGGAAAACAUGCAAAAAGGAAAUUCUCAUCAUGCCAGAAUUGGGUGAUUUAAUUUCUCAGGAAUUUUGGAUUUAGAAAUGACAGUAUUAAAUGUAACAGCAUUCUGGAAGGAACACCUUCGAGAAUUUAGGUGUUUAGUUCUUGUUGUUUUAGAUUUGGAACCCACAGUUUUUACUUUAUUUACUUAAUAAAAUUCUUAAUGUCAGAGAUAAAGAGGGGAAAAAGCAUUUGCUUCCAAAGGUUAUUUUAUAAGUUCUUAUUUGUUUUAAGGGCUGGUUAAUUUUGAACAGAUAUAUAAUAUUUUAAGGAGGGGUAUAUGAAAAAUCGAGGAAGAUAAUUUUUUUUCUCAAGAUUGGAAUUUUUGCAAAUACCCCUUCUGAAAAUGCUUUAACUGUUAAAUUGCAUUUCAUAUCAAUUGAGAUGUUUCAGUAUAUAUUAAAAUAAAGUUUGAAGUUUAAGUUGCUUAUAAAUUGUUGGGUAUAUACUAAAAUGAAUUGAAACAGGUAGAGGGAAUUUGUAAGAAUAAGAUUUUAUAAUGUAUUAAUUGAUGGUGGAAUGUGAGUGGUUCAAAAUUACAUUUAAAGGAAGGAAAUACUGUAAAUUCAGAAAUUAUUGCGAUGUUUUUAUUAUUGUGAAAAAUGCGACAGGGUUAUAAUUGCAAUAAUUUAAACUCGCAUUUUAGAAUUUUUUAUUUGAAUUAAACAGGAUUUUUCUCAAUUUCGCAAAAAUUAAAAUCGCAUAUUAGUCUAAAAUAACAAAAUCGCAAUAAUAAAUGCAGGCAAUAAUUUCUGAAUUUACAGUACUCUAAUUGUUAUGGUGUUUUCUGUUAUUUGAUUGUAAGUUAUAAGAAAAGGCAUCUUUCAAAUACAUUUACGUUUGUGAAAGAGAAACAAACAACCGAAGUUUUAAUAUUAUUGCUUAAUACUGAAAAGAAAUAUAAGUAAACAGAGAUUGGUUUAGUAAAAACCAUUGAUGCUUUAAUAUGCACAUGCUUCUUGACAGCUUUACUUUAUGUGUGUUUGAAUCUCUAAAUAAUUUAUUUAAUGAUGUUUUGAUUCUUUAAUAAUUUUUUUACAUUGACACAGUUGUUAAUCAUACAAAUGGGCCAAAAAAUGUUCUACUUUAAAAGCAUGAAUGAAAAUCAACUUGUAUAAUACUCUAUAAUUUAGUGUAUUUUUAUAAUGUAAUGACCAAGUGCUUAUAUUUUGAAAAUUGAAUUUGAUAAUGAAAGUGUUGUUUUAGAAAUAUUGCAUUUGCUAUAUAAAUACACUACUUUUUAAAAUACCAUCGAAAAUAAUCAUUAAUAUCAUUAUUUGAUUAAAGUCGAGGGCAUGUCCCACUUAUUCUGGGAUGAAGAUUGAACUUGGUUCUUUUGUCUGUAUAUCUGAUAAACAUAUAUUCAAUAGUCUAUUUGCUGAUUACCGAUUAAAUGCUGUUAUUUCACACUUUUUAAAAAAAAUUGCUUCCCUUUGUCAAUGGCAGACUGGUUCUUUACUGGACAAAAUGAGUUUCUGCCCAUGCAAAGCUCCAUAUUAAAGUGAAAAGCAACUACUGAUAUCAAAAGUUUUUUGCUUAACAAAUAUUAAACAUAAUCAAAAGAUUUGAAAAACGUAAAGGUUACACUUAUUACUCAUGAUACAUUUACUCUUUCUGCUAGCUCUUUGUUGUUUAUGAAAGUUUAUGUCCCUCCUAACGGAGACAACUAAAAAUGGAUCUCUAUAUACAUAGUCAAUUACGGGAAUUGGCUAAUAGACAACCAAUGUCACUAAAUUACAGACAAUUAAACAUCCUUAACAAUAAGAAUGUAUGACCGUGGUGUGUUAACAGGUAGCCAAUAGUACAAUCUAUAUAGGUUGAGCUUUAAUAGAGUAAUGAACUUGCAAUGGUAUUUUUAAAUGCAGUGUAAUUGUUGAAAUAUUUUUAUGGCAUUUUUAUCUGUUUUUUUGUUCGUGUAAUAAUUUUUGAAACAAACAUGUUUUUAAUGAAUUAGUUUGACACAUGGUGUAUGGCUAGAUUGCACAUUGUUUUGGUGAUGAAAUGUAAAUUUUGGUAAAAUAGGGUUAUACUAAAUAUUUAUAUUAUUGUUGUGAUAAAAUCUUAUGUUGAGAAAAUCUCCAUUUUACACUUGUUGAACAUAUCACUAAGUCUUAUUGGACCAGAGCCCAUCUUUCAAUUAUUUGAUAAAAGUUUAACCUUGCACGCUUCUAUUUAUGUGCUCAUGAAAAAAGAUGGUUGUUUAUAGUACAUGUGUAGCUGGUUCUAUUUUUGUUUUGAAUAGAUAUACUAUUCACUUAUUUCUGUUUAGAUUACUACAAAUGGUAUUGGUAUAUGCCUUUUAAUUUAGGUCAGCUUUUGGUGGUUCAUAUGUUAAAGGGAAAGACUUGUCAAAAUAAUUGUUUUUUUAUAACUUUAUUUUAUUUUGAACAAAAGAAAUUAUAAUAAUCAAAAUUGACAACAACACUUCAAAUGGUCUACAACUAUAUAAAGUUGCAAACCAUUUGAAGUGUUCUUGUCAAUUUUGAUAAUUAUUUAAGUGUUGCAUUCAUUUGCAUUAUUUGACAACCUGGCAUACCAAGGUAUUCACUUCAUGGACUCUACCAAAAGGAUUCACACAGGCGUUGGUUCACCAGACGGAGUUUAAAAGAAAUGAUAGUUAAAGCAUACUUCUAUUACUGACACUGAAAAAAAAGCUUGAUAUUUACAAUCAAGCUUGUUUUAUACAGCUGUCAGAUACCCCUAAAAUGUUUAAACAGAUUGAAUUUGUUGAGCAUUUAUAAGAUUUGCUAUUUUCAGGGGAAAAACUGAAAGAACAACUGCAAAUCUUUAAUUUAAAAACUCUUUAAUACAUAAUUUCCAUUUUUUUAAGAGUUGCUUCCCUUUGCAAACAAUUCAUAAAUUUAAAACAAAGUUGGUAACUUAAAAAGAACUAUUGCUAAAACUUUGACUUUUAUUGUAAGUUUUUAUCAAAGACUCAGGAAUUAUAAAUGAAAGAGCAGGAUUUAAUGAGAAGGACAGGAAUGUCCUCUUUAUCGUAAAAUAGUUUUAUAUUUAGGAAUAUUGUAUCCAAAUGAAUAUAUAUUUAUACAUGUAUUUAAUAUGGUUGUGAUUGUAAUAAGGAACAUAUUUUAUUAUCUAUUGAUAAACAUGAGUAAUUAUCUCCUAUAACAAUGUCCAGGACAGGAAACAAUUCAAAUAAUUUUAGUGUAUGGACGAUGAAAUUACCCAUAAUCCUUUAGGUUUUAAAUGAGAAAUUGUGAUUGCAUGAGCUAAAACUAUGGUCAAAUAUCCGGGCUUAUAUGACAUUGUUUAAGCCUAAGGCGAGUUGAAUAGCUUUAUUUGUAGUUCUUCUUUUAUGAUCUUUAUUUUUGUAACACUAUUUUUUUUAAUAAUUAAAAAAUCAGCACUGGAAUGAUACUACUAUACCACUGCUGGUGAACUGUUUGUACCAGAGCUCAGUACUCAAUGCUUUUGUACUGACACGAUUUCAUACAUAUUUUUCUAAAAUACUAUCAUGUUGAUCAAUUAAGUAAACUAUAAGAAACUUAGGUUCCUUCUCUCUGAGGCAAAGUUGACUUUAGGUGAAUGUCUUCUGAACUGUUAUAUAGAAUUAGUAUUUCACACAGUUUCUUAUCACCCUUAUAUUCUAAACCAACUUAUUUUCACAAAUAUUUUAUUUUACAAUUAGCCCUUUCCAGCGAUUUUGUUUUCAUGAUUUUCCUUAUUUAUUUAUAUAAGACAAGACUCAAUUUGUUCACAUUCAAGACAAUUUAUUUCGCUGAUUUUUCUUCUAAGAAUAAGUGGCGAGAAUAAAUUGUUCAGGAAAAUAAGUUGGUUUACAGUAGUUGAUUUUUUCUUCGAAAAAUAGAGAGAAAAUAAAGAAUAAUAAUACUACAUCACUCUCUCUUCUUUACUCUCUUUCUCACAUGCCUAUGAAGAAAUCCCUAUGCUACACAUGAACAUUGCAUAAUAAUCUAAAUAUUUACAUAAUCAAGACCUGCCAAUAUUAACCCUUUACCUUUUUCAAACUUUUUUUUUCAUUUGAUGUCUCAGUUAAAGGGAGAUAACUUACUCAUGUUCAUCCUUAACACAUUUUUUUAGAUCUCUUUGUUGUACGAGGGUCUGGUUGUGGGGUCUUUCAUUUCUUUAUUCUAUAGUAUUUUAAAUAUUUUGUCUCCAUUCUUUAUUUAUUUUGCCCAUUAUUCUUUAUAUCUAUAUUUUAAUACCCCAUUAUUCUCUUUUUUAUAAAGAUUGCUUAUUUUUUCUCUGUUCUUUUUUGUUUGGUGCCAUUUUUUGCACUUUUAUUCCAUUAUUCUAUAUUCUGGAAACCCCAUCUAGACCCUCUUGUACACAUUUGCCUAUGCAAAUUACUAAUCUGUGAUACACUAUUUUACCAUUCCAGCAAACAUUUAUAUCAUUGUAGCUUUUUUCUUUAGUUAUGAAUAUUUAUGUUGUUUUAGUUCAGUGCCAAGUUAUGAUGAAUUUUAAUAAAAAUAAAAUUUCUAAUAAAUUGUCUUAAAGUU
Mytilus californianus (California mussel) is the source of this 12046-nucleotide messenger RNA. RefSeq lists its product as uncharacterized. Lineage: Eukaryota; Metazoa; Mollusca; Bivalvia; Mytilida; Mytilidae. The coding region runs from base 112 to 7050 and encodes 2312 amino acids. Gene Ontology annotation, biological process: protein phosphorylation. The record is from RefSeq and is a predicted model, not a curated record. The transcript has 18 exons. Gene Ontology annotation, molecular function: protein kinase activity; ATP binding; protein binding.